AUGUCGUCCGUGUCUCGAUUCUUGACACUAUUGGGAGUUUUGGGGGUAGGGGUGAGAGGCGCAAAAGGCGGUGCUUUUCACCACUUUCCUGAAUAUAAUACAACAAGCUAUAGCACGACAGUUGUCACACUACCUACAACAUAUGAGACAUGUCCAACUAGAAACGUAACUGUCAUUUCACCUACGACGUUGAUAUCUACGACUACGGUACACCUUCCACCGAUCAUCUCAAACCUGACGGUCACAGUUACCGUGCCAGAAACAGUCACGGUCACCUCUACAGCGAGCUAUACUACCGUAGUCCCGACGACUAGUCUCACUACUGUCAUUGUGCCAACGACUAUCACGCCUCCAGUUUCACAUACAACUGAUAUCACAACGAUCACGCCUCCAGUUUCACAUACAACUGAUAUCACAACGAUCACGCCUCCAGUUUCGUAUACGACUGAUAUCACGACCGUCACCAUAUCUGAAGAGGACAAUGAAUGCCCGACGACAUGUAGCCUGGUGGCAAGCACAGUUCAAUUGGUCUUCUGGCCUACGAGUAAUGAUUAUACCUAUCCCUCAACUUAUGUCGCAACAGACCUAGAUUACACUUUCACAUCACCUUCCGUAUAUCUACUCAUUAGCACAAUAUACGGCACCGAUUCCGUUGGCCGAGCAGGCCCUUCAGGGACGAACAAAGUAUUCGCCCUAGAUCUGGACCAGAUUUCCACGAUCGUGCCUAAAGCGCAGAUCACUCGGCAGCUCACUCUCAAUGACCUGCAUACGAACUGUCCGCAGUCCGAAGACCCUGAAGUAAUCGCAACCACAAUACCUGAUGGGCACUGUGACUUCAGCCUGCUUGCGCCAGAACCCGUGAAGCAGUGGGCUUUACCAUGCAAUGCCUGCGGAAGACUCGGGCUAUUCGAUCCCCCGUACGCGGUUCCUCCGCUCGAUGGAGGAAUUAUAGGGCCUACGAUUACAACCACGAGUGUCGAUACCACGACCUUCAUGAGCACUACAUCGGCAUCUAGUGGACCGACCACGACGAUAGUGACGGCUACAACCACGACUCCUGUUAGUCAGGCUACGGAGACAGAAAGUACCACAUCAGUCAGUGAAGCGACCUCUGGAAGUCAGAAUACGGAGACGGGAGUCACCUCAUCUAUUGGUGAUCCGACAACUAUAGCUACGGCAUCUGCAAGCAAAUUGGCCGGUAUGUGCGGCACCGCAUGGCUACUUGUGUCAUGCGUUAUAAUCCUCUACUUGUGA
Molecule: messenger RNA, 1254 nt
Organism: Xylaria bambusicola
Lineage: Eukaryota; Fungi; Ascomycota; Sordariomycetes; Xylariales; Xylariaceae
Exons: 5
Coding region: 1-1254 (417 amino acids)
Source: RefSeq, a predicted model, not a curated record